AUGUACGACAACGCAGAAUUAGAGACGACACACUCGGAACAAGCAUGUCGGAAUUGGAUUCAUUCGACUGCAAAUAUCUCGACAUCGAACAGUGCGCGUCCGCGACUUAAGAGAGUACGAGACGGUAGGCGCGAAACUUGGGCAUUAGUUCUAACAGGAGAGCUCGAGGGAAAGAUUGAGACGGCUCUUGCGUUGGGACGUAGUUAUAUCCAGGGAGUCAAGAACGUCAAGAAAUGGAAGUACGAAUUGCUCCUGGAGCAAGCUGACAACACUGGAUCUUUGGAGGCGAUCACGCAUCGCUUGAACGUCAAGCGAUCAGAGAUACAGCCGAACAAAGAGCCAACUAUGUUACAAAAGAAGACAUUGGCGAACUUGGCCCAAGGUGUCGAACGACUCAAAGCCAAUCAGAACCUCUGGAACGAAAGGAUAGCGACUUGGGAUAGAAAUGUUGCGCGCGGCUUGGAUAGGUGGCGGAAGGCUUGGACUGACGUAGACAAGAUUCUAGCCAAAGUAUGGAAAGAUGCAGGACGGUUAGUGGCGGACGACGAUUCUGAUGCGGACAACGAAAGGCCACCUAGAGCGACUGAGUCAAAGAAGGAAGUCGGACGAAGCGGAGGCCGGGCGACUAUACCUGGCGACGACGUGCCGUUAGCUGCACCGGAGGCAGAAAUCGCUCGACAAAGGCAGGCAGGAAGGCGAAGAAGCGAUAUCUCGGAAUGGCAAAACAGUGGCCAAGCCCAAAGCCCCACGAACCUCGACAAGGGGAAAGCCACGCGCGACAACAAGCGGGUGAUCAUGAUGCGCAUCGCGAACGACGGAACCGAAGUCGAUCAAGCAGCCCAGGACGCGAACAAGGUACGUCUAGAGACGCACCAAGAUAUCGGGAACGCGAUCACCGCGAAAGUCAGCAGCGUAGGACUCGCGAUGAAAGCGCUCGGAGGAUAA
Alternaria arbusti is the source of this 945-nucleotide messenger RNA. RefSeq lists its product as uncharacterized. The record is from RefSeq and is a predicted model, not a curated record. NCBI's taxonomy places the organism in Eukaryota, Fungi, Ascomycota, Dothideomycetes, Pleosporales, Pleosporaceae. The transcript has 2 exons. Bases 1 to 945 code for a protein of 314 amino acids.